AUCCCAACCAUUUCUACCACAUAUCAGUUGGGAUCAGGAAUACUAAACUGGAGAAAUCUGGACGACAAUGAAAAGCAGUAUUUGAUUCACGUUAACCAACCCGGAGAUACCAUUCCCAUUAUGGUUAAAGAUUUAACCGCUCAUCACAAUUACAAGACAGUGAUUGUCUAUUACGACGAGUCAUUUCAACUGGAUCACAAGCAGAAGUCAUUACUGGUGAACACGAAGGCGCGGCAUAUUAUAAGACAAUUGGAGGGCAAAACUGUGGAACAAUAUGUUAAACUGUUUGCAGACAUCAAGAAAGCAAAGAUGCUGAACUAUGUCAUUUUUGGGACAAUUGAAACACUCAACAAUGUUAUCGAUGCGGUUAGAAAUGGUUGA
This is a messenger RNA of Medioppia subpectinata, 381 nucleotides long. The record is from the annotation of a GenBank genome assembly. NCBI's taxonomy places the organism in Eukaryota, Metazoa, Arthropoda, Arachnida, Sarcoptiformes, Oppiidae.